UCCUCCUCCUCCUCUCAGUAGAGGAUCUCGUCUGGACAGGAUGGCAGGCAGCGCAUGGAGGUCACUGAUGUGUCAGGUGGUGGCGAGGGCCAAGAGACCCGCUCUGUCUUCAGCCUCCUUCAGAGGGAUGCAGACGGUCACACUGAUUCCUGGUGACGGGAUCGGACCCGAGAUCUCCACCGCCGUCAUGAAGAUCUUUGAGGCCGCAAAGGCUCCGAUCUGUUGGGAGGAGAGGAACGUGACGGCCAUCAAAGGACCCGGAGGCAGAUGGAUGAUUCCUCCUGAUGCUAAAGAGUCCAUGGACCGCAGCAAGAUCGGACUGAAAGGACCCCUGAAGACUCCCAUCGCUGCAGGUCACCCCUCCAUGAACCUGCUGCUGAGGAAGACCUUUGACCUCUACGCCAACGUGCGACCUUGCAUCUCCAUCGAGGGCUACAAGACUCCGUACACCGACGUUAACCUGGUCACCAUCCGGGAGAACACGGAGGGCGAGUACAGCGGCAUCGAACACACGAUCGUGGAGGGCGUCGUCCAGAGCAUCAAGCUGAUCACAGAGGACGCCAGCUUCGUAAAUCGCUGAGCAGAAGAAUACGCCAGAAACAACCAAAGAAACAGUAGUUCUGCCGUCCACAAGGCCAACAUCAUGCGAAUGUCAGACGGUCUGUUCCUGAGGAAGUGUCGUGAGGUUGCAGAGAACUACAAAGACAUAAAGUUCACAGAGAUGUAUCUGGACACCGUGUGUCUCAAUAUGGUUCAGGAUCCGACCCAGUUUGACGUCCUGGUGAUGCCCAACCUGUACGGAGACAUCCUCAGUGAUCUGUGUGCCGGACUCAUCGGAGGACUCGGAGUGACUCCCAGCGGGAACAUCGGAGCCAACGGAGUCGCCAUCUUUGAAUCGGUCCACGGCACCGCGCCCGACAUCGCCGGUCUGGACAUGGCCAACCCCACCGCCCUGCUGCUCAGCGCCGUCAUGAUGCUGCGUCACAUGGGUUUCCAUGACUACGCCAGCAAGAUCCAGACGGCCUGUUUCGACACCAUCAGAGACAAGAAGGUGUUGACGAAGGACCUCGGAGGAAACUCCAAGUGUUCAGAGUUUACAGCUGAUAUCUGCCGUCGCAUCCAGGACAUGUGAGCAGGAGGAGGAGCGCCGUGGGAGUCACACCCCCUCCUGACCGGGUUUCUCUCUCUGGAGCUGCAGGGACUCCGUCUGAGCUUCUGCUUUUCUCUAUUUACAUAAAGAAACUAUAUUUUUUCUGUGAGGGAGGGGCUUCUGUCAGGAGGUGAGGGAGGGGGCGGGGCUUCUGCUGCAGCUACCUGACUAGUUAACAUGACGAAACAUUCACAGCUAAGAUACGCACAAACCUCCCGUGACCAAGAGUGUAGUCAGAAUAUUAACAAUAUCAGCUCUCUGCUUUGUUUUUCAGAUAUUUGCUAUUUUUUUGUAAUCUGAUGAAAAUCGUCACUUAUUUAUUGUUUCGUCUCCUGCUGCUCUUUAGAAUCAGAAAUAUAUAAAAACAUAAAGCAGGAGGAGUCUGCUUCUCUUCUGUCUCUACACAGCGACCAAUAAAAAGGCUCUUUG
Messenger RNA from Anoplopoma fimbria (sablefish), 1579 nucleotides. Its product is annotated as isocitrate dehydrogenase [NAD] subunit alpha, mitochondrial-like. The transcript is spliced from 12 exons. Gene Ontology annotation, biological process: tricarboxylic acid cycle; isocitrate metabolic process. The record is from RefSeq and is a predicted model, not a curated record. Gene Ontology annotation, molecular function: magnesium ion binding; isocitrate dehydrogenase (NAD+) activity; NAD binding. NCBI's taxonomy places the organism in Eukaryota, Metazoa, Chordata, Actinopteri, Perciformes, Anoplopomatidae. Gene Ontology annotation, cellular component: mitochondrion.